AUGAGGCACCUCUUUGAUAUUGAUAUUCCUGGGAAGAUUACAUUUAUGGAACCCAAGACCCUUACUGCUGGGGCGACUCCUACUAUUGUGGACACAGAUGUUGGGCGAAUUGGUAUAGGCAUUUGUUAUGACAUUCGCUUUCCAGAAUUGGCAAUGAUAUAUGCCUCAAGAGGUGCUCACUUGCUAUGCUAUCCUGGAGCAUUUAACAUGACAACCGGACCAUUGCAUUGGGAGUUGUUGCAGAGAGCAAGGGCUGUGGAUAAUCAGUUAUAUGUUGCAACUUGUUCACCUGCUCGAGAUGCUGGAGCCGGUUACAUAGCUUGGGGUCACUCAACCCUUGUAGGACCUUUUGGAGAAGUCCUAGCCACAACUGAACAUGAUGAGGACAUAAUUAUAGCAGAGAUUGAUUAUUCAAUACUUGAGCAACGAAGGAUGAAUCUCCCUUUGACAAAGCAACGGCGUGGUGAUCUCUAUCAGUUGGUAGAUAUUCAGCGGCAAAAUGCUGGUUGAUUCGAGAAGAGAACCAUGUAAAGAGCAGUGGUUAAUGGUGAGAAUUUUCUUUUAGAAAGGUUGCACUCU
This is a messenger RNA of Hibiscus syriacus, 579 nucleotides long. RefSeq names its product omega-amidase, chloroplastic-like. Gene Ontology annotation, biological process: L-glutamine metabolic process; oxaloacetate metabolic process. Gene Ontology annotation, molecular function: omega-amidase activity. Bases 1 to 510 code for a protein of 169 amino acids. Gene Ontology annotation, cellular component: mitochondrion. NCBI's taxonomy places the organism in Eukaryota, Viridiplantae, Streptophyta, Magnoliopsida, Malvales, Malvaceae. The record is from RefSeq and is a predicted model, not a curated record. The transcript is spliced from 7 exons.